Silurus meridionalis is the source of this 1263-nucleotide messenger RNA. Its product is annotated as eukaryotic translation initiation factor 4 gamma 3-like. The transcript is spliced from 12 exons. The record is from RefSeq and is a predicted model, not a curated record. Gene Ontology annotation, cellular component: eukaryotic translation initiation factor 4F complex. Bases 667 to 1209 code for a protein of 180 amino acids. Lineage: Eukaryota; Metazoa; Chordata; Actinopteri; Siluriformes; Siluridae. Gene Ontology annotation, molecular function: mRNA binding; translation initiation factor activity.
UACUGUGCUGGAAAACAAUACAAAUUAAAUAAAAAGAAGAAAAAAUGUAGAAGAAGAAAAGCGGGACAAAGACAGAGUAUUGGGUGACCUACGUUCCUGUGGUGGUGAACAUGACUGCGAGUUCUCCAGAAGAACAAAUGCUGUAUUAUUACAGUGCUCCAGUACAUGUGGUGCCUCCUCAGCAGUACUCAGUCCAUCCCACAGGAUUCAAUACAUGCUACACUCUACUCCCUGAACCUACUACCCCAACAAAUGUGUCUGCUGCAGGGAUGUUCUACUAUAAUGAUCAGGCCGUGUACAACCAGACUCCAUUCCCAAUGGUCCCUCCACUGCAGCAACAUCCAUCUACCAAGAGGAAGAGGAAAACGGAUCGUUGUGUGAGAUCCUAACCAGGACAACAAGGACAUCACGGAGGAGAUCAUAUCAGAAGCUGGCAGGAGUCGGAAGCCCACUCUGCCAGUGGGAAAUGUCUUUUCCGUCCCCAUUUCUCUGCAUUUACCAGCAGAUGAUAAGAUUUAUUUGGGACGGAAUUUCGGGGGACGACGGCUGAACUGGAAGAACGGCUGCGAUGGAGAAACUAGCGCUAGAGCCACAUCCGGAGCAUCAGUAAAACUGGACGCAGUGCCAGACUCGACUACAAACAAGCCUGCGCUAUCAGAGGAGGAAAUGGAGAAACACUCUAAAUCCAUUAUUGAGGAGUUUCUACACAUAAAUGAUUACAAAGAGGUCUCGCAUUGCGUGGAGGAACUGGACCAGGGCGAGAUGCUGUACGUUAUUGUUCGGGUGGGUGUGGAGACCACGCUGGAGCGAAACCAGAUCACACGUGACCACGUGGGUCAUCUGUUCCAUCAGCUGCUGCAGGCUGGGAUCCUCUCCACAUCUCAGUUUUUUAAAGGGUUCUCAGAAACCCUCGAGAUAGCAGAUGAUAUGGCGAUUGACAUUCCUUAUGUAUGGCAGUACAUAGCGGAGCUCGUUAAUCCUGUGCUUCAGGAAGGAGGAAUCUCUUUGAGAGAAUUAUUAAUUGAAUUUAGCAAACCACUACUUCCUGUGGCAAGAGCCGGCAUAUUAUUUGCAGAAAUAUUGCAGCUUCUCUGCAAACAAAUGAGCCAAAAGGAAGUGGAGGCCUUAUGGAGGGACUCUAAACUGAGCUGGGCUGAUUUUCUUCCUGAAACCGUGGAUGGGAACAACUUCAUUACUGAGCAGCCCUGAUGAAGUCUGAUGACCUGAAGAGGGUGGAGCUGAGACUUCAGACAGCAGACGGAC